AUGGCUAUGCAAAGGCUGUAUCUGAAAGAACAUGAAGGGAUUGCACACAAUUUUGUGGGACAAUUGUCGUCUGGUAAUAGUGGUUCAGCAACAGCACCAUGGUGGAGUAGUUUUGGAUCUCAGUCUGUUUAUGGAGAGAUUGGUGGUGGACAAAUCAAAUCGUUUUCAUUGGAUCCGUCUUUCGCGGUUGUUGACCAACUUGCUGGAAAUAAGCAGUCUGGUAGAGGAGCUGAGCAUGUGAUGGGGAAAGGGCAUGGCAAUCAGUUUACCAUCUUUCCAGAUGAUUUUAAAAUGUCGGGUGAUGCGCAAAAGCCUCAUACAGCCAUAUCACUACAGUCAUCACUCCCCGAUACCCCGACUCAUUUUGAACUAGGAUUUAGUCAGCCAAUGAUCUGUACGAAAUAUCCUUACGUAGAUCAGUUUUAUGGACUCAUUUCAACUUAUGGACCUCAAAUUCCGGGACGCAUAAUGCUGCCACUUAACAUGACAUCUGAUGAUGGACCGAUUUAUGUAAAUGCGAAGCAGUACCAUGGAAUCAUUAGACACCGGCAGUCUCGCGCCAAAGCUGUUCUUGGCCAGAAAUUGAUCAAACGUCGCAAGGGGAAAAACAUGCAGUGGCAGCCUCAAGUAGCAACGACCAGACUUCUCUACCGAAAAUGCGGAUUUCAUUAUGAAUGA
This is a messenger RNA of Lathyrus sativus (Indian pea), 678 nucleotides long. Lineage: Eukaryota; Viridiplantae; Streptophyta; Magnoliopsida; Fabales; Fabaceae. The record is from the annotation of a GenBank genome assembly.